This is a messenger RNA of Rotaria sp. Silwood2, 921 nucleotides long. The record is from the annotation of a GenBank genome assembly. Lineage: Eukaryota; Metazoa; Rotifera; Eurotatoria; Philodinida; Philodinidae.
AUGGAUCAAGAUCUGAUUCGUAUGAUGGGAGGUUAUUGUAAAAUCGAUCGAACUCGUGCUCAAGCUCUUUUGUUAUUUAGCCAAAAUUGGACCAAGCAUGUGAAAAAUCAGCCGAGAAUUUCAUCAUAUCAUACAACUAAAUGUGCUCAGCUCGAUACAAUUAGUAUUGCGAAACAUCUGGCUCGUGCCGACGAUAACCGUUGUGAUGCUUUAGAAACAGUGAUUAACAAUUACCGUACACGUGUUGAUGAGACUUACAUUCGUGUCAAUUUUGGACGACGUUUUGAACAUUGUCGAUUUCGUGAAUUCAAAAAGCUCUUCAAAGAUGCUCAUGCUUCUGUAACCGAAUCAGAGAAAAAUCUCGAUAAACUACGUGAUCGAGUUUAUCAAGAAGAACAAGCUCUUUUGAAUGCGAAAAUAGCAACCGAAAAAGUGAUUCAUGAUGAAACUUCUACGGAAAGAAAGCGACUUAACAAAUCGAAUGCUCAAACUAAAUGCGAAAUUCAAUUGAAACGACUCGAAGAGAAAGUCACACGUGCUGAACAAACUCUUACGAGUACCAAACAAAUAUAUCGUGAGAGAGCAAAACAAAUCUUUGCUCAAUGUCAACAAGUGGAAAAACAACGUCUGGAACAAAUUCGAGAGAUUCUCCUCAUAUUCACUAAGACGAUGUAUCUACAAAAGUAUGCACCCGAAAUCGAACAGAUCUAUGAUGAAUUGAUCUCCAACAUUUCCACUCAUCAAAAUUCCUUGGAAGAUCUGGCAUUUUGGGCAAAACUAUAUGGUAUUGAGAAGGAUGAAACUGCCACUAUUUCUUUGUCGAAGGGCGAAUUUGAAACGACGAUCACGAAUACUUCUAGUGAACUCAGAAGUCCAAGCACAUCUGUAACGAUCGACAGUAGUGCUGUAGACAACGAAUAA